AUGGAGCUUAAACUAGCCACCGCCGAGAAAGAAGUGCUUGAAGAGUUGGUGAAGCUAGUGCAGAGUCAAGGUUUGCGAGGCGAAAAUGGAGGAUGGAAGGAGUUUUUAGAUGUUUAUGACGAAAAGAUUGGAUCUUUUAAUGACCCUUCGAGGCGUUCCCGUGAAGACUUGGUUGCAUUUCUGUCAACUUUCAAGAAGAAAGAAGUUUUGCAGUUCCUGCAAUAUCACGCGAAUCAACUUCUGAUUGAAAAGCUGAAGGAGGAAUCUCCGGAUAAUGACACUCCUGAGCAGAGUCUAGUGCGAUUGACUGUUGAGCAUCCAGCUUACUCUGUAGACUAUACACUGCACCCUUACUCCAAGGGCUGGUUAGUAUCAGAUGUUGGAAUGAAGAUGUCGAAGGUGAUGAAAUCAACAAAAAUGAUAUCUGUUGAUUGUGAGAUGGUUCUUUGUGAAGAUGGUACUGAAGGUUUGGUUAGAGUUGGCAUUGUAGACCGUGAUUUAAAGGUGAUUCUUGACGAAUUUGUGAAACCGGAGAAACCUGUUGUUGAUUAUAGGACAGACAUUACAGGGAUUACUGCUGAUGAUAUGGAAAAAGCUACUCUCUCCGUAGCAGAUAUACAGGAAACUUUGCAGCCAUAUCUUUCCGAGGGUACUAUCUUGGUAGGCCACAGUUUGAACAAAGAUUUGGAAGUGUUGAAGAUAGAUCAUCCCAAAGUAAUUGAUACCGCUCUUGUAUUCAAGUAUGCCAAUGCACGAAAGCCCAGAAGAGUUUCACUUAACAACCUUUGCAAGUCUAUUUUGGGUUACGAAGUCCGAAAGGCCGGCGUUUCUCAUGAUUGUGUAAACGACGCAGCAGCUGCGAUGAAACUUGCACUUGCUGUUAUAGAAAAAAGAGCUAACACAACAAUCCCACCAUCUAAAGAGAUGUUGGAGGUUGAGAAAGCAAAACUCUUUCUACAUAAAAUCCCUCACAAUGUGCCAUCUGAAGAGCUUGAACAAGUUAUCUCUGGAGAGUUUCUUACAGGAGAGUUUACACUUGAUGUUAAGGCAGCAAAAACACAGAGAGGUUGCUAUUGUGCGUUUGUUGUUUUCAAUAGCUCAAAAGAAGCAGAUCAAGCAUUUGAAAACGUUGGUGUAGACCAAGGGCAGGAUUCGUUGGGUUUGCCACAAAAACUGAUUUUCUUUAAGCUGAGCUCUGGUUCAAGAGUUAGUAUAUAUGUCCGUAAAAUGUUUCAUGAUGAUUCCGCGUAGAUCUCUGUGACUACAAAGAGAAUCUUCCCUGUUAAAAUCAUGCAAGACAUGAGGAGGCUAAUUAUUUGUUA
Messenger RNA from Eutrema salsugineum, 1322 nucleotides. RefSeq names its product small RNA degrading nuclease 1. The coding region runs from base 1 to 1251 and encodes 416 amino acids. Gene Ontology annotation, molecular function: exonuclease activity; nucleic acid binding. Lineage: Eukaryota; Viridiplantae; Streptophyta; Magnoliopsida; Brassicales; Brassicaceae. The record is from RefSeq and is a predicted model, not a curated record. The transcript is spliced from 12 exons. Gene Ontology annotation, cellular component: nucleus.